Molecule: messenger RNA, 1188 nt
Organism: Vicia villosa (hairy vetch)
Lineage: Eukaryota; Viridiplantae; Streptophyta; Magnoliopsida; Fabales; Fabaceae
Exons: 1
Coding region: 1-1188 (395 amino acids)
Source: RefSeq, a predicted model, not a curated record
AUGACCAAAGCAAAACGGCGCGUCGGCCGGCUGAAAUCUACGGCGGCGGCGCCCCAAGGAUCAGCGGAACCACUCAAGACUACCCUAGUGCCUACACCAGUCCCCCCACCAGUUCCUCCUCCAGUCCCUACACCAGUACCACCGGCAAAACCUCUGGGAGACACCACCAAAGGAAAGGAGACAAGUGCAGCAGCAAAUGAAGAUCUCUCUGAGAAGACUACAAAACCUUGGGUGAAGAUCCUCCAAGGAAACAGAAAUUUGAGUAAAGGAAUGGCUGUAGAAUUUGUGGCUCCGCAAAUCAUCAAUGGAGAGGAAAAGAUUAUUAUCGACGAAAGUGAUGUUGCGAGUGAAUUAACCUACUGGGAGAAUGCGGUGAUUCUCUUCGCUCUGGGAGAAACACUUUCUAUGCACGCGGUCAAAAACUUCAUGGAGAAAUCGUGGAAUUUUGUAACCUUACCAGAACUUUACUUCAACGAUGCUGGGUACUUCAUUGUGCGCUUCAAGAGCUAUGAAGACCAGAAUAAGGUUAUGGAGCAAGGUCCAUACUUCAUUUAUGGGAAACCUAUCUUUCUGAAGUAUUGGUCUAUUGAUUUUGAAUUGAAAGCUGAUCUUCUUCGCGUAUUACCUCUGUGGAUUACACUACCAAAUCUCCCACUGUAUCUCUGGGGGGAGAAGAGUAUUUCAAAGAUUACUAGUGCUGUGGGAAGACCUAUAACAACAGACGAAUGUACAACACGGAAAUUGCGUAUCUCCUAUGCUAGAGUGCUAGUAGAGGUUGAUAUCACAAGACCUGUCAAGGAAACAGUUACAAUCAGAGACCAUAGUGGAAAAGAAUGGGAGCAACAAAUAGAUUAUGAGUGGAGACCUAAAUAUUGCCAGACAUGCUUGAAGAUUGGACACGAUUGUGCUACAAAGAAAACAACAGGGCAACCAAAACCUCAGCAAAGAGUUUGGCAGAAGAAACUACCAGCUCCAGAGAACAAGGAUAUAGAAGAAAUGAGAGAGGAGGCACCAAAGAAAGAUAACAACCCCUCGGAAGAAGAAUGGACUCAAAUUGCAUCUAAUAGGACUGACAAAGCACAAAAGAAGAUCAAUUUUACACCACCUGAGGAUUUACUUGUCCAGAAUGUAUUCACACCCUUAGGGAUUGGAGUUAAUCUCGUAGGGGAGUCAAGCAAUACCAAAUGA